UGUCAUUUCGAUACGGUAGAUUUCUGUGAAGAGAAGGACGGCAGAGGCGAAGGAACACAGCUCUGUCAGCUGGUAAAAAGAAAAGAAGCUGCAGUAUUAUACUAAAACGAUGAAACCAUCGGAUAAGCCUACUCCAAGGAACUAGUUUCUUGUCUAGUUUUAUUUUUUUAUUGAAUUAAAUGACGUAGCUAAUAUUCUUCUGAUCAAAUUUAUGAUUAGCGACUGCCAGUGAAAGAGGGCUGUGUCAUUGAGAAGGCAGGACACGUCAGGAGAGAGAAAACGCUGGGAAGCUAACGUUACAAAUUCUAUUAACAUUACAGCUAACUCAUCUUACACAGCUAGGUCGCUAGCUACUAAAACCAUAAAAGCAUAUCAUCCAUAUCGGCCUCGUCGUAUAUAAGUGUGGUCAAGCUGGAACAGAUAUCGUCAACCAACGCUUGGAUCAAGGGUAACGUUAGCCCCUAAAAGUCUAGGACCUAAAGGCGACGGGAUCGAAUAUUGCGUGGGGGAUAAGAGAACUGCACCAGAUAAAUGGGGGAUUACGGGUUUGGAGUCCUAGUGCAAAACAACACUGGUAACAAGUCUGCUUUCCCAGUAAGAAUACACCCACAUCUCCAGCCUCCUCAUCACCACCAAAACACCUCUCCAAGCCCUGCCACCUUCACGAGCAGUAACACUGCAGGGAAUGGCAACAGUAGUGGGUCCCCCUGGCUGUUCCCCGCCACCAAUGCCCACAGCAGCAUGCAAGAUGAAAUUCUUGGCUCUGAGAAGACCAAAGUGCAGCAACAGGAAAUUCAAGAAACACAAGAGAAACAGCAACAGCAGCAGUCGCAGUUGUCCCCAGCCCCUCAAGAAAGCGGGAUCAUAUCAGAAAUGGACAAGGCUCGAUCUGAGGAGGGCAAGGGUGAAGGUAGCCCCUCGGACGUUAGCAAUGGCAAGGAGAAGCUGCGUCUCGAAUCUCCUGUGCUGACGGCCUUUGACUACCAAGAGGCCCCAGGACUGGGCACGGCUGCCCAGUCCAGUUCUUCCUCCUCCUCCCUGACCAGCUUCAACAACUGGUCUGCUGCUAUUCCCCAGACCCCAGCUUCCACCAUCAUCAACGAGGACAUCAGCUUCUUCAACCCGGCUGCCUCAGCCAACAGUGGGCCGCUGCUGUUCCAGAACUUCUCACACCACGUGAGCCCGGGCUUCGGGGGCAACUUCUCGCCCCAGAUCGGCCCCAUCUCGCAGCACCACCCCCCGCACCCCCACUUCCAGCACCCGCAUAGCCAGGCGCACCCCCAGCAGCACCGCCGCUCCCCGGCCAGUCCGCACCCGCCGCCGCCCUUCCCCCACCGGAGCGCGGCGGCCGCCUUCAGCCAGCUGCCGCAUCUGUCUAACAACCUGAGCAAGCCCCCGUCUCCAUGGGGCAGCUACCAGAGCCCCUCACCCUCGCCCUCCUCCACGUCCUGGAGUCCCGGCGGGGGUUACGGGGGCUGGGGGGGCUCCCAGAGCCGGGACUACCGCAGGGGCCUGAACGGCGGUAUGCCUCCCCUCAACUCCAUCUCACCUCUGAAGAAGACGUUUCCCAACAACCACGUCGUGCCCUCGCAGAAGUACUCCCGCGCCAGCCCUGGCUUCAAUCCAAAGUCCUGGAUCGACGAGAGCGUAAGCCGGAGUGAGAACAUCUUCCCCUUUCAGGAGCGCACUCGUUCAUUUGAUGGCUUCAACAUGCAUUCGCUGGAGAGCUCCCUCAUCGACAUCAUGAGGGCUGAACAGGACACCCUUAAAGGCCGGCUUGGAUUCACACACCCUGCUGGAGACAGUCCUUUGCCCAUAAAUGCAAGGAAUUAUGGGAGGAGACGAGGCCACUCGUCCCUGUUCCCUAUGGAGGACGGCUUUGGGGAAGAUGAGCGUGGGGAGCAGAGCCUGCCUGGCCUGGGUUCCCCCCACUGCUUCCCCCACCAGAACGGGGAGCGCGUGGAGCGCUACUCGCGCAAGGUGUUCGUGGGCGGCCUGCCCCCGGACAUAGAUGAAGAUGAGAUCACAGCAAGUUUCCGUCGCUUUGGACACCUCUUUGUGGACUGGCCUCAUAAGGCCGAGAGCAAGUCCUACUUUCCUCCCAAAGGUUAUGCCUUCCUGCUAUUCCAGGAUGAGAGCUCUGUACAGGCCCUGAUUGACGCCUGCAUUGAAGAGGAUGGAAAACUUUACCUCUGCGUGUCCAGCCCCACCAUUAAAGACAAACCAGUUCAGAUCCGGCCCUGGAACCUGAAUGACAGUGACUUCGUCAUGGACGGCUCUCAGCCUCUGGAUCCCCGCAAAACCAUCUUUGUUGGCGGAGUGCCCCGCCCUCUUCGUGCAGUGGAGUUGGCUAUGAUCAUGGACAGGCUGUAUGGCGGCGUGUGCUAUGCGGGAAUUGACACUGACCCCGAGCUGAAGUACCCCAAAGGAGCAGGGCGGGUCGCCUUCUCUAAUCAGCAGAGCUACAUAGCGGCUAUCAGCGCUCGCUUUGUGCAGCUGCAGCAUGGGGAGAUCGAUAAACGGGUGGAAGUGAAGCCAUACGUGCUGGAUGACCAGCUCUGUGACGAGUGCCAGGGCACGCGCUGCGGAGGCAAGUUUGCGCCCUUCUUCUGCGCCAACGUCACCUGCCUCCAGUACUACUGCGAGUACUGCUGGGCCGCCAUCCACUCACGCGCCGGCCGAGAGUUCCACAAGCCUCUGGUCAAGGAGGGCGGAGACCGGCCACGCCACAUCUCCUUCCGCUGGAACUAGAAGGAGAAGAGAGUGAGGGAGGGAGAAAAGCGCAACUAUACUACCCAGUCCCCUCCAUAUGUGAUGCAAGUCGCAAUCUAAGCAAAGACCCAAACCGAGAGCAGAGAAAAGGACAAGUUACAGUGACCGAGAGGAGACCGAAAGCACACCGGAGAGAACGGUGUGUGUUUGUGUGUGUGUGUGUUUGGGAGAGGGAGGCAGUGUGGAGACUAACACUUUGCUGAAGUAGCUCCCUUCUGGGGAUUUAGUCUCUGUCUAUUUGCCAGUCUCUCCCCCUCUCUCUCUUUGUUAAGCAGAGCUACAAAGACCAGACCCCAACCAAAGAGAGCAGUCAAAAAGCCAGGGACACUUUGCAUUUUUUUCUUCCUUUCUAUCAUUAUCAUCCAUCUGUCCUUUCCUCCUUGCGUGUACUCUGUCUUUCGUCAAGUCUUUCAUUCUGUCCCCUAAUUUCCCCUAAAACAAUUGCUAAAAAUUGUGCGAGAUCCCACUUUUUUGGUAUCCCUCUCUGCGUGAGAACCUUAAGGAGUCCAGAGAAACCAAAGAUUGGCCUUGAAUUGAUAAAUGGUGCAAGUCAAAAUCCAUGGCAACACUAGUGAAAACAACCAAACCGACCCUGCAGCCUGGCUCACGGGCCUUUCUACCGCCCCCCCCCCCCCCCUCCCCCCUCUUUCCAAAGGUCAAAAUGGAGAGAUGAGUUGCUUAAGUAGUCUUGUGUUGAGGAGUUUGCAAUAGGUGUCUGAUAUUGAACAGGUUUUUAUUUUUUUCAAGUUGGUUUAUUUUUUUUUGGUUGCAGUAGUAUUUGGAAAUUACAACAUAACGAUACAACAAACAGGAUAUAUAAUUGGCAUAGAAUCGACAGGCUUACUUUAUCUGAAUCUGCUAGCUUGUAAAUGUCAGGGAGUUAAUGCUGAACUAUAACUUGAUACACUAGUGAGAAACUUAUCCUCGUGUUGGCUGGGUGGUGCUUCUCUGCGCUUAUUCAAAGUCAUCACUAUAGCUCGGGGGUGAGGGGUGAACACUUUUAGAAGUUUAAAACACUUUUUGAAGAAUUUGCUGUUGAUGAGAUGAUGAAAAGAUUAUUUUAUACAUGGCCUGCUGAUUUUUGGUACAGUGUUUUCUAGCUAAAUUAUUUUGUCAUGCACAUAGAAACAUUUAUUAUGCACUACUUUUCUAAAUAUUUCUUUUUUCCAACAGUCAUUUUAGGCACAUUUUUCACAAAUGGGAAAACUCCUUUUUGCAAUACCUCAAUUUUUCACAUUGUGAAAGGUAGCUUUUAUACUUUUGUUACUGAGAGAACUGCGUAUAUGGAAAUUUUCAUUUUAAAGAAAAAAAGUUAAGUGAUUUUAAUAUAUAUCAUUUUAAAUUAUGCUUUUUAUACAUUUCAGUGCUGCGGAAACUAUAAAACAAAGUGUGCACUUGUGUUAAUGCGACUUCUGCAGAGGAGGGAUCAAAGUGUAUAGCUUAAGGUCUUGGAUCUUGUACACUAGUUGAACAGGGAAAAAAGUAUAAUAAAUUGGGGAAACCAUAGCAGAUAAAACAGCAUGGCGUGAACACAUCGUCUUUUAGAAAUUGAAUGUCAUUGUUUUGGGUAAAAAUGGCUAACCUAGGUGGUAAAAAUGGUAACUUAAUUUUUUUUUCUUGCGUUUCCAUAGCUGGAAUCUAACUAUUAUAAGGAGAAUGCAAAAUUGAUUCAUGUUAAAGCUGACUCUCGUAUCAAAAGAAUGGAUGUUUGGUGUUUAGAUAUUUUAACAUUUGAAAAUAUAUAUUCUUGAACUGCCAACUAGCUCCUAUUGUAAUCCUUAGCAUGCAUGGAAGAAAAAAAAAAGAUAAACAAGUACAAUUAACUAUUGAAAUUAAUUGUUGUGGUUGUGCACCAGAUGUUUAAAGUUUAAUUUGUUAAGGACACCCACUCCCUUUCAUAUGUCAAUCUAUACAUCCUGGCCCCCCCCCCCCCCCCCCCCCCCCCCUCCUUUCAGGCCUCUGCAGAAUCCUCAAAAAAAAAAAAGUAGCAGUGUUGUAACAUCAAAAAAGAAAUACACUGUUAAAGACCUUAGACUCAUCCCUACUAUCUGUUUUUAAGUACGUAAAUACAUUUCUUUCUUUUUUUAUUUCUUCAUUUUUCUUUGUCUUUGCGGAAGGGGAACUUUAAGACUUGAAUGUGGUAGAUGUUGCAAGUUAACUUCGAGUUGUUAUGUGCAAUACUUUUUUUUUUUUUUUUUACUUUUUCCAGAUAAAGACUCUUUGCAAUGUAAUUCUUUAAUGCCAUUUUUAAUUGCAAACAUUUAAAAAAAAAAAGGAUGUUAAUGUUUUUCACAGUCAUUUUCUACUGUUAUUGUAAUCCUUUACAUGCUGGUGUUUGUAAAAAGAAAAAAAAAUACAAGACUAUUUGUACUAAUAUAAAUAAUUGAAGUUAUUUUUAAAACAUUAAAGGUUUUGUGCUCAUUUGCUUAUAUUGAUUAUUUCAAGCUACUGUGAUUGCAUUGUAAUUAUUAGGUCAAUAAUGUAUUUAGCUGUUUAUUGGUAUAUUUUUAAUUGGAAUGUAUAAUUAAUUUUUAUAAUUUUGAUCAGAUUUUUGUUAUAUUUUUGAGGUGAAGCUUUUAAUAUGUUAAAGUGUCUAGUUUUUACUAAUUGCUAUAUUGUGCUCUACAAUAUAUGGUUCACAUUUUCUGAAGGAGAAUAAAUAUUUAAAUAUUUGUCUGUUAAUGAUGUUACUUAAUGGCAAAAUUUCAAUAGUUUUUGUGUAUGAGAAGGUUGUUGUAUUUAUUAAUAGCAUUUUUUACUUAAGAUAUCACCUUAAUUUUUAUUGUCAUUUCACUUUAUAAGUUCCUAUUUUUGUAUUUUUCUUUCUAAUUAAGUUAUGUAAUAAAAAUGUCCAUAUUCUAGGAGUUGGUCUGUAGAAGUGCUAGUGUAACAAAAAGAAAAAUCUAAUGUUAUUUAAUUGUUUGCAGCCAACUAUUUAUAACAAUAUGCAUAAUUUUUAAAUAUUUGUAAUGUGAAAUGUUGAAUGAAUAAAACCUAACUGUGAUGAGA
Molecule: messenger RNA, 5781 nt
Organism: Alosa sapidissima (American shad)
Lineage: Eukaryota; Metazoa; Chordata; Actinopteri; Clupeiformes; Clupeidae
Gene: cpeb4b
Product: cytoplasmic polyadenylation element binding protein 4b
Exons: 12
Coding region: 532-2751 (739 amino acids)
Biological process (GO): negative regulation of cytoplasmic translation
Cellular component (GO): nucleus; neuron projection; cytoplasm
Molecular function (GO): mRNA regulatory element binding translation repressor activity; translation factor activity, RNA binding; mRNA 3'-UTR binding
Source: RefSeq, a predicted model, not a curated record